Molecule: messenger RNA, 613 nt
Organism: Xyrauchen texanus (razorback sucker)
Lineage: Eukaryota; Metazoa; Chordata; Actinopteri; Cypriniformes; Catostomidae
Exons: 3
Coding region: 149-613 (154 amino acids)
Source: RefSeq, a predicted model, not a curated record
ACCGGAGCAAGGGAAAGAUUAAAACAUAUACUUUCAUUCUCCUGAAUAAGGAAAUAGAUCCGUUAAUACCGAUCUUAACCGUACAUUUUGUUUUCUCAGACUAACCUCACCUCAUAACGAGGCCGUGACCUCAUAUUUGCUCGGAGCUAUGUCUGCAAGUCCAGAUUUACAUGAUGCUGAUAAUGACGACAUUGUGUCUGCCUGUAAAACAUAUUACGAGACCGUGCGCAGGAGCUUCAGGUACAAACAACCAGAUCUUGCAUCGCAGGCGGAAGCUGUGAAGAGUUCAGCUCGGAGUCGAGCGAGAAGAAAGAGGCUGCUAGAAGCGAGACAGAGUGUGCUGGCUGAGGAUGAGGUGGGCCUUUGGAAGUGCGCUACCAUAGACCUAAUGUCGGAUGAGGAAGACGGCAUCGUUGGCAGGGUGUCUGGAUGGAUUGUGCGACCGUCUUUUCACAGCCAGGAGCUCACAGAACUCUGUGCCACACUGCAGUCUAGAUUAGAGGCGAUGCCAAAAUACAGGGCAACGCACCACAGACGUCUGCAAAAUGGACCACAUUCGGACCGAAUUACCUACAGCUCCGAAGCUGAAAACAGACACUUCAUGGUGCUGUAG